Pocillopora meandrina is the source of this 6033-nucleotide messenger RNA. NCBI's taxonomy places the organism in Eukaryota, Metazoa, Cnidaria, Anthozoa, Scleractinia, Pocilloporidae. The record is from the annotation of a GenBank genome assembly.
AUUUACGCCUCAAAAACUUUCUUUGAUGUCGAACCGCGCCUAUAUCUCAUCUUUUUAUCACGUUUACGGUUCGUUAUAGCAAUUAUAAUUUUACCUUGAUCGUGACUGGUUGAGCUUAAAUCAGGUAGAUAAUCAGAAUUGUUUUGAAUCUCAAGCCGUACACUUUCAGCAGGAGACGACACCAGUUGCGAACUGUAAAUCUGAACACAGAUAUAAUCUUUCCAAUUAACUACAUACCUGCAGUACUCUCACGAUACACUUCACCACUCCUGCUCUGGCAAAGUUGCGUACUCCGUUCAGGUGCCUGUAAUAAAGAUGAAAAGCCAAAUAAUUAUUUGCGUUUUCAUCUUGUUUGUGAUCUCUGUGAUGGAUACAGUUGACAGUUCUUCAAUAACACAAGAAUUGAACGAAGGUACGAUCAUAAAUUCAUUUUAUUAAACUAAUGCCAUGAGGUUUGAAAAUAUAGAAAGUUCUUCGUUAAUUACAAGUGAGGUGAUAAGCUACGCAAUCCACUGAAACAGGAUCACAUUUCUCUGUUUGAAAUUUACUGAAACACCCUUUGGAUUAGUUUUAGGGAAGAGAAAAUCCGGCUAAUGGUGGAAUAUUCGAAAUUUUUUUUGUGGUAUAAAUUUUUAAUCAGAGAGUAAAACUGACGUGACUCCACCUAAUUCUACGAUUUCCCAUGUAAAGUUUUAAUUGAUUUUCAGUUCGAUAUCUUGACACAUUUUCUGGCUUCAGUCUACUUCUCUGUCAUUCAUUACAAAGUUUUUAUUCAAACAAAUUAAAAUUGCCGUCAUCAACGAGGGAUGCGUAGCCUGAUUCUGUAGACUAUAAAUUAGAGAUUGGAGUGGAGAUUCCUGUGAAAUCGAACAACUCAAAACAGAAAUGUAGCCUUCACAAAGUGCGUUGAUUAUGACCUGUGCUUCAACUUGGGGAUUCGAUGAUCGAGAAAAGAUAGAAAUUCAAAUUCGUGUUUUCUCCUUCAUCACAUAACUAAAUAGGAACAGCUUCAGCCAUGAUCAGGCAAUUCGCGAAUUAAAGUUACCCCACCGAUGUAGUUUUAAACUGGAGUAGUCGUUUGAUAUCACAAACGACCCUCACAACAGAGCAAGAGUUACUCAAUAAUUUAUGUCAAACCCUAUUGCGGCUUUUUCCGCUUAUCUUUCAGGGGAAAGUUGGCUGUCAAAACGUGGCAGAGGUGAGAUGUAACUUUGACCAUCUUCUUACUUAAUGUAAUAGACCUUGUCAUGGAAAGGUAAUGUCAGAAUGCGCUGAGGAAAAAAAGGGGCAGAGGGUGUAUAAAUCUAUCAGGAUAAGUAAUUUGCUCUCAGUUUCUUUGUAUGUGCUAAUGGAUUAACGGAGAUUUCUCUAAGGUAUGCUCACAACACCAUACUCCCCUAAAAUUCAUCUUAUUCCACUUAUUUGCUCGAUCAAAAAUUUAAAUGUGGAGAACUUAGAAAAAAAGAGAUCUGUAUUUAAAAAAGUACUAUAUAUUUGUCGACCACCAUGCUGAAUUCUCCAAGAUCAUCUUUCAGAAUAAAUGUUGGAGUGAUUGUGUGCACAAAUUGACAUUUUGCUAUCAUGAUCAAUUAUAGGAAAAGUUUGAACCGAUGAGGAUUUGUUUAUUUUUUUAAUCUACCUUUCGCAAAUUUAGUUCCCUGAUGCCAGAACUUGUUAAUAUCUCGAUCGAGUUCUAGAAAAGUUUAUCAUGAAUGUCAGUCGAGCGACUGCCUGGGUAAUCAUCCUGAAAAAUUCGUUAUUUUUCAGGAUUAUUUUUCUAAUAUUUGUCCGUAAUGUCUGGCAUCGCUGAGACCACUUUUUUUCCGAAAGAAGGUACCAGAAAAGAGAAAAAAAAAAAAAUGAAGCCCAGCCACUGGCCUAUCUAAGGGUGGGUUGCAAAUGGCUCUGUAUCUACGGAUCAGGGGUGGGGAGAGUAUUUUUUUUUUCUUAUUUGAGUAGGGGGUUCUCUUUUCGAAGAAAAUUGUACAGCGUGGUAGAGUUCUUUUUGGCCUUUGUUUUGUUUUUGUCCCACGAGUCAUAGUCAGGCUCGUGCUUUGUGACAGCUCAGUUAGUGGAUUAGAUCACUGUGGCUGUGGUUGGGAUGAGGGGAAUUUUGAAUUUUCAAAGUGACUUUAAGUUUGCUGUUUCCUUGAAAUGAUAUUAAAUUUUUAAGACAUGACCUUCAUAACCACUAAAGAGUUAUACAGAAUAAAUCUUACCUUUGUUCUCCACACACGUCAAAGAAACAGGAAAUUUCUCUUCGAGAAAUGAAGACUACUUGCCUUCCCAACCCAUGGCGAUGUUAUGGGAUCCAACAUCACUAAUGAAAACUGAUGAUCCAGAGCACAAUUCAGCUUACAGCUGCACAAACAUAAACUAUACAGUAACAUUGCUACUCUUCCUGAAUGGGAUUUUAGCCCUCCCCCCUCCACCAGCUCUAUAGUUAUUCAAGCUAAUGCUCAUGUUGACACACCUCUCUCAAGCAAGGCGAGCCUGAUUCUUUUUCUCUAAUUUUUACUCGCAAAUUAAACCUCUUAACCUCGUUCUAGGAUGAAAUAUGUGUUAUUUUAUACAAUUUCUAAAAGACAGGAAAGCUUAUUUACACUCACACACAAGGGCAACAUCUAAUCUUUGUUUUUUUUGAGGUGCGGGUUUUGGAGAUCACUGUACCUUAAGAUUUUCUCUAAAGUGGGUUCAAUGUUUCUCCACUGUUGUUCACUGCCUCCUUUACAAUAACAACAAAUAAAUAUGCAUUUGGUUAAAAUGAAAAUGGUAUGGAACGCUAUUUUGCCAAACGACGGCUAAAUGAUACUUUGUUUAAACAACCGACCCUCCUCCAGAGAAAAGUAAAUCAAUGACCCCUUUCAGGGCUCUCUCCCUCACCUUUCGAUUUAAAGUCUAAUGACCAUAGAGAAGCUACAGUCUCCCGCAACGAAAACUGUUUGUAUUAUCUGUUACAGAAUGUGACCUCAUACAUGUAGCUAACAGUGGACUGUGGAAUUAAUUAAAUUAACAAACGUUCCCAGAUCAUCUUCUUCCUUCGGGUUUAACGUAGCUGACUCGUGUGUUCUUUGUGUAAUUCAUUUUUAUUCCAUCCUAUCCCAUCACGACGGAAGGAGCGAAUUUAACGUUGUCGAUAUUUUUAAAACAUUUAUUUGCAGUAUGCCGAGAUCUUAAACCCAAAAGAUGUAAAGGGAAGCGAUUGAAGUGUCUUCACAAAAAUUCGAAGUACUCUCUUAUAAUUCGAAUGACAUGCCCCAAAACCUGUGGACGUUGUUCCUAAGGUAGGUAAAAUUACAGGCUUCUUACUUUAAAUAUAAUUGCCGUAUUAAACCUCAGAUAUAUGGAACGUGAUGCUGCGUUCUGCCGAUUUGCUGGUAGGUCACGUUAAUCUCGAGGUAUAAUGAACACAAAAUUAGGACUGUUAGAACUAAACACACUUUCAUCGAAAGUUUUUUUUCAUAACGCAAGGAGUUCUUGAAACAACACCAAAGUGCCAAAAAAUGUGCCUUUUAAGCUCAAGAGACUUACGGUGACUUUCCGAAUGAGGAAAAUGGUUUAUAAGAAGAAGGAAACCUUAAAAUCCAUAGCUCUCAAAACAAGAUGAAAUAAACAACCUUCCUUUUCAAUAAGCACAGCUUAAUUGUUUACUUUUUUUCUCACUCACCUGUUUCUACAUGGAACUUAAAAUGUGCAGGGAGCCGAUGAGGGAAUCGUAGUUAACUUAGCUUUCUGGUUCACAACUUAACGUUUCUAUUUUAAUAAUAAUAAAUAAUCUUUAUCAAUUGACAAUAUUGCAAAAUCAGGUAACUAUUGAAAUCUUUAUGACAUCCAUUUUAAGAUCACAUGUGAUCCUUACAAUCUGAUUGGCUCUCAUUGGUGCAAUUUAUUUACGAAUCGGACCAGUUUUUGUCCUAAAUAUCAUUUUUUCCCCAUGUGGAACCUCUACUAAAACACAACAACAAAUCAGAUUUCAAGGCUUGUUUAAAGUAACCUUCCAAGCUAGAGGAAAGCGAAAGACAACUUUUGCAACUGUUAACAAACCAGCUCAGUAUUGGACCACUUAAAUAUUUGUACAUGCUAAAAAGUCUUGUAUUUGAGGGAUUGAAUUUUGGAGUAUCAAAAUGGAUGUAAUAAAGUGGUAAUUGAACUUCGUGUUGUGCAAUUUUGGUCUGAAAUCAUACUUGUGAUUACAAUUAAACUCGCGCUGCGCGCUCGUUCAAUGUAGAAAUCACUUGUAGGAUUUCAGACCUAAUAAUACACGUGCAAAAAUUUCAUUGGCUGAGAACACGUCAAUUAAUCCUAAACAGUACAGAAAGUUGAAAUUAAACUGAUUGUCGGGUAACUCGCAGAAGAACAUCAAAACAAAAUGGCGGAUAGGACAGGAGAAAGUAAGAAGGGUUUAACUCAGAGUUUGAGGGAGAAUGCUAAAACAAAACCAAUCAACAAAGAAAAAACAAUUGGCUAAAAGUCUGGCUUCCAAAAGUGGAUAUCAAAGUAUGAACCAGAGGCCCUGAAAAAAAUUCUCGAGGAGUUUUACGCGACAGUUCGCACAAAAGACGGGGAAAUUUAGGAGCGUGAUAGCUUUCGUGUAAUGGUUACUGUUGUCGACCGAUAGUUAGCAGAGAAAGAAUACAGACGCUCAAUUAUUCUCGAGAGGGGUUUUAAAAGUUUAAAGCAGAUUCUUGGAGAAAAAGCCCGAUUACUCCGGCAACAAGGUAAAUCAAAGGCAAGUGGCCGAACUAGUGAGAUACGGCACGAAAUAAGGACAAAUAAAAAUAAAAACAGAGCCAUACUAUCAAUUAGUAAUCACGUGAUUUUUCUCGUCCGUAAAUCGCGGGAUAAAUCAGCACCCGUAAAAUUUUCAAAGACUUCUAAUACAGGCCCGUGCAAUUUGGUUAGCCAUUUAAAAAUUUACUCGUGCCUUUUAUCUUAAAUUGCACUCGACAUCUUGUGAUUACUUGUACAAAUUAUACUCCGCUCAGCUCAAUUACCAUCAUAAAUUAAUGGUGUUGAAUAAAUAGGACGUUGUUGAGAGGCUGGCAGGAGACAAAAAUCAAACACAUGCACGAAAGAGAGAAUUAGUCAAGAAAUGUUGAAGAAGGAUAGCCUACAAAAAACAUUGCAAAAUCUAGUGCCAGGAUACACAAUAGAAUUAGUUACCGUGACCUUGUCCCUUGCGUGUCCUUGAUGGGUUCGAGAUGAUUCUGGACCAUUGAAUAGUUUCGUGCAUGUUAAGUAUCUAUCAGAGCACCUCCAUAUAUAUAAGUGGCGUGAAAUGCCACUUGGUAUUAAUAAAUUUACUGACAAGGCCCGGGUCGCAAUGUGUAGCGCUUUUUUUGUGUGUUUAAGUCUGAAAAUCUGUCAACAAAAUAGCGUAAACUAAGUGCGACCAGGAGCCCAGGAAAAACUUACCAACCUGUUCGCCAAUUUUAAAGGACCCGAUGUCCUGCCUUGAAGGCAAAAUAAACAUUCAUGUUUUUUAACCAUUUAGCUGCCAUGAUAUGCAAGAUGUGUGUGGAUGAAAUUUGGAAAUUGCUCAAAAUUUUGCCACUUUUUGGUUUGCGAACUGAAAAAUCGGAAAAUAUUUGAAUUCGAUCUAGUGCGACCCGACACAAAGUCCGGUUUUAAUUAUUUGAUUCGCUACAAGUUAAAUGGACAAUUGACGAAAUAAUAAAUAUAACCAUUCCAUUUGUGUUCAGUUAACUUGGAUCUCUGCUUAGGGAAUGUUUUUCGGAGAAAGAAAUUGGGGAGUUUUAUUAUAUUACUUAUUUUUUAUACGGCUAAGAGAGAACAAGUUCAGACGGCCGUUAUGGCUAAUGAAAUUUUAUCUUAUCUUCAGAAACAGCCCAAGACUGCAAGAUUUUGAAAGAAGAAAGGGCGACCUGAAUGCUGCAUAUUUCUAAUCUAUAACCUCACUAAAGAAUUUGUUGUGUAAAAUUCCCACCUACUAUACUUUUAAUUUCAAAAUUAUUGAGUCAGGUACCGUCACAGAUUAUGCCACACGCAAUUUAUUAAAAUGCAUAUUAAACC